AUGAAGAGAGAUGGCGAAGAGGCGGAAGGGAGUGGAGAGAAGGUGGAGAAAGAGCAAGCGAUGGAAGGGGACUCCGAAGCAGAGGAGGACGAAGACGACCUGCUGGACUUCGUCGAUGUUUGGGACCACAAGGAUCUCUCUUGUUCGUCCUUCUUUCUGCCUCCCUCGGAGGCCGCGUGGUUCGGGCAGCCUGACCUGGUGCGGCUGCAAAACGCGUUCUCUGGGCGCGUAGGCGCCCAGCGCUGGACACGGCAGGCGCGCAGCGACGCACAGGUCAAACGGGGAGAAGGAGAAGGACGAGACGCGAGGAGUGCUGAGAGGGACACGAAACUGACUGGAAAGCGAGAAGCAAAAGGUGAGGAAAAAGCACGAGAGGGAGCAGAGCAAGGUAGGCACCCCGCAGGGGGGGAACACCUGGAGGGAGAGGAAGGAGCAGCAGAGAAAAGGAGGCAAGAGACGAGACAUAGAGAAGAACGGGGAGGCGAGCGAGAAGAGACGCGUGCGGAGGAACUGGCAAGGCCUACGUCAGUUCAGGUGCCGAUCGUGUCUUGGGCCUGCACGACGAACGGCGCAUGCAGCUGCUCACACAGCGAUCGUCCUCACGCACAGAGUGGGGAGCGAGACAAAGAUCCCACGCAAGUCGCGCAAGAUUACGAGGGAACUCGAGGCGCAGUGACGUCGUCGGGGACCCGGCGCACAGUGCCGUUUGAUGUUUUCCUUCACUACUGGGUGACGAAGCGGGAGAAGGAACAUGAGAUGGAGAAGGCAGAGGAAGCCGGUCAAGAGGCCAGCGAAAAAGCGCAGACCGGAAGGAUCCCUCGGCAGUGGGACUUGCCUGUCAGCCGUGUGAAGUCCGAGAGAGACCAAGCGGACAUAUCCGAUUGCACACCCGCUCUGUCUCCUUUCGUCCGCAAAGAAAGACGUCCAUGUUCUUUUUCCACGAGUCUGGGGGCAUCGCUCUCUCCAGAGGAGAAGCAAAUCGCUGCGGAGCUGUCGCGUUCCGUGUCGCCGUGGUACCUCGCAGACUGGCACUUUGUCGUGGAGGAGCGAAAGGCCCAGGAGAGAGCCGAAGACGAGAAGCCGAGCAGCGAGGCCGACCAAUACCAGGAAACUGGCGUGCCGCUGUGGGGCACGUCCAGUGGAGCGGGUCGGGGCUCGGAGAGGAAACGAACGGAAUCGUCUGAAGAGCUGCAGCUUAGGCUCCAGGAGCCGGCGGCUCGAAGGGGACCCUGGCGAGAGUCUCGAAACUCCGUGGACGAAGUGAACGCAUAUGGAGGCGAGGAAGGGAGGCCAAGCGAACUGCGCAGGGAGUCCUGGUCGCCAGAACGUCACACCGAAGGCGAAGAGUCUCACCUCUACUUCGCCUCGCAAUUCUACCAUGUCCCCACGUUCUUCCAAGACGACUGGUUUCUCAAGUGCCCGAUUCGGUCCGGGGAGGACUACCGCUUCGCCUACCUCGGCCCGCGGGGAACGCGCACGCCGUGGCACAGCGACGUGCUCGGAACUAGCAGCUGGUCGGCCAACGUUUGCGGGAUCAAGCGCUGGGUGUUUGAGCGCACGAAGCGGCGUGCAGCCGGGCGUCUGCAGCUUCCCGCGGUGUCGGCGCCGUCUUCAGAACCUUCCUCUGCGUCGUCUGUGUCUUCACCGGCAGCCCCGGGCUCGUCCUGUUGUCCUGUGGGUCUUUCCUCUUCUCGCGGUUGCCCGAUGUGCAGAGACAAGACUCGAGAAGGCGUGAGCGGAGCGCGGAAGAAGGGCGCAGCGCAUGCACCAGCGAAACGCAGAGAGGCUCCAGCCGCGUCGCAGCCGUGCAGCACCUGCGGGCGAAGCCACCGGCGCGGCCGAGAGCGUGGCCGUCUCUCUCCGUCGCGGCCUUCGCCGGCGAUUUGUUCGCCUUCUGCCCCCGCGUCUUCGUCUUUGCCUUCCCCCGAGGGGUGCUCUUCUCCCCCUUCGCCUUCGGCGGUGACUCCUUCUCUGGCUUUGUGUCCCCGUCCUCUCGACGCCCUUCUGCAGUUUCCCGGCGAGUGUAUCUACGUCCCCUCGCACGUGCACCACCGCGUGUGCAACGUGACGGACUGCAUAGCUCUCAAUCACAACUGGUGCAACGCUGCCAACAUUCUCCACGUCGCCGAUGCCCUGAAGGAGGACCUCUCUGACGUACGGUCGUUUCUCAUGGAGGAUUUUCCCGAUGCCCGCCCUGUACUGCUGAGCCUUGUCUCGCCUCACUCGAAAGAGUCCCAGCCGGACGACCUGCCUGAACAGGCACAAGAGGGCAGCCAGGCCUUGCAGUCUCUGUCUUGUGCAUUCGCGGUUGCGGCUGCUUCGUCUGUUCCUGGGACCUCUGGUUCUCAGCGCUGCUGCUCUGGUUCCUCUGCGUCUCCGGCACUAGGUUCAGCCCUCCCUGAAAAGCCGCCCGGCGGAGAGACGCACAAACGGAUCCCCGUGUGCGAGAUCUGCGGACGCGGUGCGUCUCUGCCUUCUGUUUGGGAGCGCGAAAACGGAAAGGGCGAAGCCCGCGAUGAGAAAGUCAAACUCGGUUCCCCAUCUCUGUGCGAUAGGGGCCCGUCUGCAAGUUCCAGGGAAGUAGACGAAGCGUGUGUGGUUCACAAUAAAGAAGAUCCAACUGUCGGCCUCAGCGCCCACGAAAAAAGCGGUGGAGCACGCGAGCGGUCGGGUGAGACUGCCAAAGCGAGGCAAGAGACAACACCACCAGACUGCGUGCGGCGAGAGGACACCACAGACGGGGACUGGGCGGGCGUCGGUCCUUCGUGCGUCUGUGUCCUCACCCAUAGGGCUCUGAGGCGAAGAGGGGUUCUAAGGAAGGAGCGAGAAGGGGAGACAGGAGGUCAGAAGGAAGGAGAGACUCGACAGCGGGGCGAUUGCCCCGAAACGACACUGAGGCGAGCAACGCGCUCGUACGCAGAGCUGGUGAUGUGCGAAGAAAGGGUUUUGUCUGCAAAUUGUGGAGUCACGUUCUUUGACUUUUUCUUCUUCCUUCUCAAUGUCGCCCGCACGCUGCUCCUCCCGAGACUGCGGAGAUACAUAAGAAUGCAAUGCAUGCAUUCUCCGCACAGACUGCCAGGAGAUGGGACAACUGCAAAGGACGAGCGUCGUAGUGACAGCGGUCCAGUCCUUCCAAACGUGUUUUCUCACCGACCGACAAGCAUCGAAGGGCAUGCGGUCACGGACUCGUUGCCUCCGCGCCCUGGCUCGGCUGCCGUCGAUCGCGACCCCACAGAGGCGCUGCCGUCAAACGAAGGAAGAGACGCAGAGAGGCGGGGCGAUGGAGAGGAGCGCAGGAAGGACAGAGAAGCAAGACCGGGAGACGAGGAGGAACCAAGGGACGGGGGCGAAGGAAGCAUGAGGCUCGCGGGAACCGGGAAGAAGCAGCCGGAACAAGAGGCGCAACCAGCGAGGGAAAGAGAGAUAAGGCACCAGAGGGGGGAGGAUCAGGAGCCUACAGCUGCGGGGAUCGAAACAGAUCGAACCAGGGGAAGUGAAGCGGGGACAGCAGCGAACCAGUCGGAGACAGAAGGGAAGCAGAACACGGUUUUGCGGUGGACCUUCGACAUUCUUGGGGCUCUCCGGGUGUCGCUACUCCUUCGCGCUCUGUACCGUGAAGGGUAUGUGGCAUUCAUUACCCGAGCCCAGGUGGAACUGAGAAAGCAUGAAAACGGAGACGCAAUGUCGAAGACCGCCAGCACGCAAAACGGCGACGGUUCACCUAGAGGCGAGACGGGAAAGCUGACCGGGUUGCCUUCCUGGCUGGUCGGGGAUGCAGGCUCCGUGCCUUCUCUCUCCAGUGAAGUGGCGAAGGCGCAACUCGACUUUAUGCUUCGCGCGUCUCGUUCAACUCGACACUCGGGAGCUCCAGAUGUAGUCGGAAGAGAAGAGCGUGAAUACGGAAGGCAGGAGUCAGAACGUGAGGCAGGCACGACAGCGCACGGAGGAUUUCUCGCUAUCGAAGAGUAUCAUUUGACAGUGCAAGAGUUGCUUGCUGCAGUCCUUGCUCUGCGCCAAGUGCUGCAGGCCAGGAAAAACGGCACUGAAGACGAAACAGUUAACUGUCUUCGCAGAUUGACUCUGGCAGGCACAGAGAGCCCGUCCUCUGUAGCAAAAAGCUGCGCUGAUGCUGAUGGCAUUCCAGAGCGCUCCCGCAAGACGUCGUGCCACCGUCAGCUCCUAGAGGAACUGCAGGGCCAUGUUAACUGUGCUAAGGUCUUCUUGGAGCAACAUGUCAAGUUUGGCACUCCGUAUGUGCCGGGCAGCAGCGAUAAUGCGGAUCCAUGCAAAUCCACGCGAUCGCUCUACAUGAAAUGCAUGCAGGAAAGGAAAGUCCAAGGCCUCGAUGGCGAUAAGGUCGCCCUCAGCCUCGCUCAGCUUUCGGGGCCGCCCAAGCCCUGCGAGAUGGAGCUGUCCAUGCACGGGACAUGUGUUGCAAACCAGCUGGAACGCACACAGAAACUGGGUGAGAAGUACUGGACCCAGGGAGGCGAGGACAAAUGCUUAGUCACCCGAGCAAACUACGAGCAAUGUAUGUUUCGGUCAUUGCGCGGAGAUACUGAUUCCGGAAACUCUUCGUGGCAGACGGCUGAUCUGGAGAAGAACAUCGGCCAUCUACAAGUCAAUCUGCCCAACAAGUAA
Messenger RNA from Neospora caninum, 4641 nucleotides. RefSeq names its product putative jmjC domain-containing protein. Gene Ontology annotation, molecular function: sequence-specific DNA binding; histone H4R3 demethylase activity. The transcript has 9 exons. The coding region runs from base 1 to 4641 and encodes 1546 amino acids. NCBI's taxonomy places the organism in Eukaryota, Apicomplexa, Conoidasida, Eucoccidiorida, Sarcocystidae. Gene Ontology annotation, cellular component: cytoplasm; nucleus. The record is from RefSeq and is a predicted model, not a curated record. Gene Ontology annotation, biological process: negative regulation of gene expression; protein hydroxylation; positive regulation of translational termination.